Messenger RNA from Rattus norvegicus (Norway rat), 4877 nucleotides. It is a transcript of the gene Syt11, whose product is annotated as synaptotagmin 11. Gene Ontology annotation, cellular component: cytoplasmic vesicle membrane; neuronal cell body; perikaryon. Lineage: Eukaryota; Metazoa; Chordata; Mammalia; Rodentia; Muridae. Gene Ontology annotation, biological process: regulation of endocytosis; negative regulation of catecholamine secretion. The record is from RefSeq and is a predicted model, not a curated record.
UUUUAGGUCUUUAUUAUUGUUUUUUGCUUUUUUGAGAUUGGUUCUUGUUAUAUACCUCAGACUGGCCCAAAACUCAUAAUCGUCAUGCUUCUGCCCAGGAUUGAUCUUUAGUCAGUUUCUCAGGUCUAAAUUUCUAUAAAUCCCUUUACUGUUUCAGGAGUGCUCUAAAAUAAUGGUCAUCGAUACUGAAAAACAGUAUAGUUUUUUUUUUUUCACAAUUUCUCAAACCCAGAAGGUUCAGUUUCUAUCUAUAUAAACCCAGGCAACAAGAAUUACAGCUUCAGAAGACGCUAAAGCGACUAUCUUCCUCCCUUCUGUAUUUGGAGACCUAUCCAAGACUGCCCUUGACUCUCCUUCCUCACCCACUCGACUGCUAUAGUCACACAGGAAUGUGUGACUGAGCUAGCAGUGACACCUACACUUUUUAUUGGGCUUUGAAAUUCUAGCCACAAACGCCCACAGCCUGGGAAUGGGCGGAGCCUCGUCUUCGGGAAAACUCGGCAGUGGGAGGGGUCUUCUCUCGAAGAGCUUCCGGAAUCUUUCGGGCAGAGGCGGAGUCUUCUGCCGAGGGCCAUUCGGAAAGAGGCGGAGCCUAUGUCUCAUCAGGACCAGUCUGACUGCACCUGCAUCCUUAGCUCAGAGCAUCCCUGGAGCAUCUAAGAGAAAAACGCAGCUAGCAACCAAGGAUCGUACUGUCGCAGGAGCAGUCGGCCAUGCACCUUCCCCUCCCUUGAUCUGGAGGUCUACAGCCGGGGCCUCGGUACUGAUCGAGAUUUCCAAAGUUGUCUGACCUCUGCAAAAGUGUUUCUAUCAACAGCCUCUGAUUACAACAUGGCUGAGAUCACAAAUAUACGCCCCAGCUUUGAUGUGUCACCAGUAGCGGCUGGCCUCAUCGGCGCCUCUGUGCUGGUGGUGUGUGUCUCUGUGACUGUCUUUGUGUGGACAUGCUGCCACCAGCAGGCGGAGAAGAAGCACAAGACCCCACCGUACAAGUUUAUUCAUAUGCUGAAAGGCAUUAGCAUCUACCCAGAGACCCUCAGCAACAAGAAGAAAAUCAUCAAAGUUCGGAGGGACAAAGAUGGUUCUCAUAGGGAAAGUGGACGAGGGAACCUGUUAGUAAAUGCGGAGUCUGGCCUGCUGAGCCAUGACAGGGAUCCCAGAGGGCCUAGCCCUGCAUCUUGUAUAGACCAGUUACCCAUCAAAAGAGACUAUGGGGAAGAACUGAGGAGCCCCAUGACCAGCCUGACCCCCGGUGAAAGCAAGCCCACCUCCCCAUCAUCGCCAGAGGAAGAUGUGAUGCUAGGGUCCCUUACCUUCUCGGUGGACUACAACUUUCCCAAGAAAGCUCUGGUGGUGACAAUCCAAGAGGCGCAUGGGCUGCCAGUGAUGGAUGGCCAGACCCAGGGCUCCGAUCCCUACAUCAAAAUGACCAUUCUUCCUGACAAGCGGCAUCGAGUGAAGACCCGGGUGCUUCGCAAGACCCUGGACCCCGUGUUUGAUGAGACCUUCACCUUCUACGGCAUUCCCUACAGCCAGCUACAGGACCUGGUGCUGCACUUCCUUGUGCUCAGCUUUGAUCGCUUCUCUCGGGAUGACGUCAUCGGGGAGGUCAUGGUGCCCUUGGCUGGAGUGGACCCCAGCACAGGCAAGGUUCAGCUGACCAGGGACAUCAUCAAGAGGAACAUUCAGAAGUGCAUUAGCAGAGGGGAACUCCAGGUAUCUCUGUCAUACCAGCCCGUCGCACAGAGAAUGACAGUGGUGGUCCUCAAAGCCAGACACUUGCCGAAGAUGGAUAUCACCGGUCUCUCAGGUAAUCCUUAUGUCAAGGUGAACGUCUACUACGGCAGAAAACGCAUUGCCAAGAAGAAAACUCAUGUAAAGAAGUGCACUUUGAACCCCAUCUUCAAUGAGUCCUUCAUCUAUGACAUCCCCACCGAUCUCCUGCCUGAUAUCAGCAUCGAGUUCCUUGUCAUUGACUUCGAUCGUACUACUAAGAAUGAGGUGGUAGGGAGGCUGAUCUUGGGGGCACACAGUGUCACAACCAGUGGUGCAGAACACUGGAGAGAGGUGUGCGAGAGUCCCCGCAAGCCUGUAGCCAAGUGGCACAGUCUGAGCGAGUACUAACCCUGGGGCCAGGCGGGGAGGCACACACGGGGAGAGGUGACAGAGAAGCUGACUCAAAACCUCAUUUUAGUCGUAGAAGAUUUCUUACAGAACAAACCACACGAAGAACCUCACACUCCACACGGCUGCAGAUUGGUUCUUAGCGUGAGGAUUGCUUUCUUCUCUGCAAGGCACUAGACGAUCUUUUGUUUUUUAAAAUGAGGGGGGAAGAGAAGGGAAGACCCCAAGUCUAUAUAUAACAAUGUAACCUUAUACUUGCAUGUCUAAUACAAACAAGAAAUUAGCCUAACAAUAUCAAGUUGCAGAUUUUAAUCCAUGAAAAUUGUGUUUUGUGCCGAACUGUAUUUGCUGAUCCCCUGAAAUUGGCCUCUCUUUAUCAGGCUUCUCUGGGUUAUUCCAGUUUUCCAUCACCGCAGGAGAAAAGUCUGCUCUUGUAAAGCCCCAUGUCCCCAUCAUCCAGUCCCUUUUGCUGUCACCUCUCACAUCUCUGCUCUUUGGCUGAGUUACAAAUCCUGAGGUCUGUAGUAAGUGAGGAAAUGAGUGGGGUUUCCAGGAGAAAGAGUGGUUGAGAAUGGGAUGUGUGGGUAGUAGGCAGCCAGUGACUAGAGAUUCCCCUGAUGAGCUCAGGAGGAGUGGGGCUGGACUUAGGACUCUGAUUUCUCCAGAAGGAGCAAUGGAGGGUUCACCUAGAGCGAGGUACCUGUGAACAGUACCAGCGCGUCCUGAAAGCUGCUUGCAGGUCAGGGGACCAGGGGAUGAAAUAAGAUGUCCAUGUGGCCCUCUGUGGUGGGCUCUUCAUCAGUGGUCAGCAGUCCCAGGUUUGUAAGGUUACACUGGCUUUUACUUUUCCAGAACUGUGCCGGGCGCUCAGGCAUCUCUUCAUUAUGUAGCCAACACAGGUUGCUUUCUGUUUCCUAAGGAAAACAGGCCUCAGCCCCUGAGCUUUAGAGUGGUGGCUCUUAAGAAAGCCGAGUGGGGCUGAGUUGUAAGACCGUAUGAAUGCCUUCCGAGCUCCACUCUCCUCAGCAGAAGCUCACGGCUGGAGAACUGGGAGUCUCCCCACACAGUGAAGGGUGGAAACCAAAGUUCCACCAUGUCUCUGCCACUGCACCAGACAGUGUAGAGCUUGUGCAUCGUCCUGGAGCCCAGACCCAGGUCUCCACGCGGAGACUUCCAGAGGAAACGAGCGGUGAGCUUGGAUGGGCAGUGCCUAUUUUGACAGCCUGAAGAGGACCUCAGUCAAAUAAGAGAUAGCUUGAUCCAGGGCCUGAACAAUUAGCUGUAACUGAAGUGCCCACUUCCCUGAAGGCCAUCACUUUCUAGCUUGCUUCUGAGAAGGGGUGGACAAGCUGACUUUCCAUGGAGAGGGUUGGUGACAAUGCCUUUGGUGGUUCCCCUCGUGCUUGUGGAUCUGAAUCCACUCUGCGCCCCCCCCACCCCACCCCCCAACCUCUCAUUUGAUUUUGUUUGCUUGGUUUUGUUCUUUUUCUGCCGACUCUUGGCAAGGCAGAGCAGCCCUGUACAGACGGGAAACCCCACUGUACUCUUGCUCCUGUCAGCCCUUAAAUCCCAUAAUCUGACUCAGUGUCUCACCAUCAACUGGGAUCGCACCACUAGUCUCCGUCCUUUAACCCAUGGAGUGUAAAUAGUGUAUCAUACGUAGAAGAAAAUACUUUUUGUUUUCUAAAAAGGCAUUUUGACAUAGUUUAACGAAAACCCGGCAGGAGCAUUCUAAGCCCCAUUAGGGAAAACGAUUGAAACGGUUCCUCUUCGUCGCCUUAAUGUGUAGAGAUCAGAAGUCACUGCGCAGGCCCUGUCUCCUUGGGAGAAGGGAUGCGAAGUGACAGGUGGAGCCUGGCCUCUGUCCCGCUGUGUGUGCCUCUGUAGCUCCCCCUGAGAAGUCUGGGAAACAGCCUCACCAUGCUCCUCCUCCUUCCCCGUGCCCCUGCAGCUCGAUCCUUUGCAUCCUCUGGGUCUGCGGAGCGCGGGUGCUGGUAGGGGAGCCUGUACUUCCACAGGCUCGGGGCUGCCAAGAAAAGGCAAAGGGGUGGGCAGUACAGGAUCCCUCCCUCCUACCUCAGGCCUGAUCCAUCAUGGACUUGGUAUCCUAACGCUUCUUAGCGGACUCUGGCUUUCACACAUGUUCUUCACAGAGCUCACGGCUGUGGGCAGAGGCAGAACGCCUCUCCCUGGCCAUUGAAAGACAAGAGAGUCACAUCCUAGCUUUUGCACAAGGCUCUUGUGGUUAGGAAUAGGUUAGGGAAAGGUCACUCCUGAUUUCCCAGCAGCCAGUCUGUCUGUGGAGAUUUCUUGACUCCUUGGGGACUCUGAGAACUGUUCCCAAUAUCAGAAGUUCCCUCUUGAGUUCUCCUUCUUUCAGCUCUCGGCAUGGCCACAGUGUGCGUCUUGGUGGGCAGUGCCAUGCUGGAGAGCAGAUCUCCGUGCUGUGGGGCCCAGGGGGACCUACUUAGGAGGGGAUAUGGGAGACUUUAUUACUGGUCAUAGUGACAUUGCCCUCACCACAAUCCCUCUCCAAAGUGGUCGUCUUUCUUUACCUUGUGUCUUCUCUUGUAAAAAUAAAACUCAAAAAUAAAAGUGUCAAAUUAAAAAGAAAAAAAAAUGGAAAAAGCUAACACGAACUGUGUGAAGUUGCAUAACGCUGUGACGCUAACCUGCAAUGUGUAAUGCUAUCUUGUAUGUGGACCUUGUCAAUGCGCCACACACGUGCAGAAUAAAGACUGACUCAGACUAAA